Molecule: messenger RNA, 3764 nt
Organism: Leptopilina heterotoma
Lineage: Eukaryota; Metazoa; Arthropoda; Insecta; Hymenoptera; Figitidae
Gene: AlaRS
Product: alanine--tRNA ligase, cytoplasmic
Exons: 15
Coding region: 123-3689 (1188 amino acids)
Biological process (GO): tRNA modification; alanyl-tRNA aminoacylation
Cellular component (GO): cytoplasm; mitochondrion
Molecular function (GO): alanine-tRNA ligase activity; amino acid binding; nucleic acid binding
Source: RefSeq, a predicted model, not a curated record
UUUUAAAUACGUGAAUUGUUUUCCAAAAAAAAAAAUCUCAGUGCCUGCUCCAAAGGAAUUUAGGACCGGCAUAUGUUUCUCCCUUUCUCCAGUUGAAGAUUUAUAAAGGGAAAUUUGCAAAAAUGGUCGGAAUGAUGAGCGCGAAGGAAAUUCGCCAAAUUUACAUCGACUAUUUUAUAAAGCAGAAGGAACAUAUUUAUGUUCAUUCGAGUUCAACAAUUCCUCACGAUGAUCCUACUUUAUUGUUCGCCAAUGCUGGAAUGAAUCAGUUUAAACCAAUUUUCUUGGGAACCGUGGAUCCUAAUAGUGACAUGUCAAAAUGGAUUCGAGUCGUAAAUACUCAAAAGUGCAUUAGAGCUGGUGGAAAACACAAUGAUUUGGAUGAUGUCGGAAAGGACGUUUAUCAUCACACCUUUUUCGAAAUGUUGGGAAAUUGGUCUUUCGGCGAUUACUUCAAGAAAGAAAUUUGUACUUGGGCCUGGGAAUUUUUGACUGUGAUUUUAAAACUUCCGGCACAACAACUUUACGUGACUUAUUUCGGUGGUGACGAGAAAAGUGGAUUACCACCCGAUGAAGAAUGCAAACAAAUUUGGAUUUCUCUUGGUGUGCUACCGACUCACGUACUUCCUGGUUCAAUGAAGGACAAUUUUUGGGAAAUGGGCGAAACUGGUCCCUGCGGACCAUGCAGUGAAUUGCAUUUCGAUAGAAUUGGCGGCAGAGAAGUUCCUGAACUUGUCAAUAUGGAUGAUCCCGACGUUCUUGAAAUUUGGAAUCUCGUUUUUAUUCAGUACAACAGAGAGUCGAGCGGUGAACUACGACCAUUGCCGAAGAAACACAUCGAUUGUGGAUUGGGUUUGGAGCGUUUAGUCUCGGUGAUACAAAAUAAGCGUUCAAAUUACGAUACUGAUUUAUUUAUGCCAAUUUUCGAGGCAAUCGAAAAAGGAACAGGUGCUCCGGCUUAUCAGGGAAAAGUUGGCGACGAGGACAAGGACGGAAUUGACAUGGCUUAUCGAGUUCUAGCGGAUCAUGCACGUACACUGACAAUUGCCCUCGCUGACGGUGGAGUUCCCGAUAACACUGGUCGAGGAUACGUCCUUAGAAGAAUUUUAAGACGCGGUGUACGUUACGCCACGGAGAAACUUAAUGCGAAACCUGGAUUUUUCGCUUCUUUGGUAAACGUUGUCGUAAACAUUCUAGGCGAUGUCUUUCCGGAGGUGAAGAAAGAUCCCGAUUCGAUAAUUUCAAUUAUCAAUGAAGAGGAGACGCAAUUUUUAAAGACUUUAUCGAGGGGACGAAAUCUUUUGAAUCGAACAAUUGGAAAAUUGGAAUCGUGUAAAAUUGUUCCCGGCGAAGUUGCUUGGCGAUUAUAUGACACUUACGGUUUUCCCGUAGAUUUAACGCAAUUAAUGGCCGAGGAAAAGGGUCUGCAAGUCGAUAUGCAAGGCUAUGAGGAAGCGAAAAAAUUGGCUCAGAUAGCAUCGCAGGGAAAAACCGGCGAAAUAGACGAUCAAGUGAAUUUGGACGUUCAUUCAAUAACGGAAUUACAAGACAAGGGAAUAAAGCCAACGAACGAUAUGCCAAAAUAUAAUUAUUCGGUAAAAUCAUCGGACAAAAAGGCGGAAUAUGAAUUUACUUCGUGUAACAGUACUGUCAUUGCUUUGAGACGUGGUAAACAAUUUGUCAAAGAAGUCACGUCUGGCGAAGAAGUUGGUAUUUUAUUAGAUCAAACGAGUUUCUAUGCGGAGCAAGGUGGUCAAAUUUAUGACGAAGGAUUUUUAGUUAAAGUUGGUGACGAGGGCACAGAAGUCCGGGUAAAGAAUGUUCAAGUCAGAGGUGGAUACGUUUUGCAUAUUGGCACUGUUGGUCAGGGAAUAUUAAAAGAAGGCGACAAGGUUAUUUCGAAUAUUGACACCGCCAGAAGAAGAUUGAUAAUGAGCAAUCACACAGCAACUCACGUUUUAAAUCAUGCACUGAGAAGUGUUCUUGGCACCGAAGCUGAUCAGAAAGGAUCUCUCGUCGCUCCCGAUCGUUUGCGAUUCGAUUUCACCAACAAAGGUGGAAUGACAACGCAACAAUUAAAGAAGACGGAAACAAUUACAAAUGAAAUAAUUGAUGAAAAUAAAAAGAUAUUCGCAAAGGAGAGUAAAUUGUCAUUAGCAAAAACAGUGCAAGGAAUUCGUGCAAUGUUUGAGGAAACUUAUCCCGAUCCAGUGAGAAUUGUCAGUGUUGGAAUUCCCGUUGAGGACUUGGAGAAGGAUCCCUUGAAUCCAGCGGGAACGAAAACAAGCGUUGAAUUUUGUGGUGGAACUCAUUUACAUUAUACGGGACAUAUCGGCGAUUUUAUAAUUGCAAGUGAAGAUGCAAUCGCAAAAGGAAUAAGAAGAAUUGUUGCUCUCACUGGUCCUGAAGCUACCAAAGCUUUGACAAAAGCAGAAGUUUUGCAAAAACGUCUCGAGAAACUCGACGCUGACGUGAAAAAUAAUACAAACACUUUUGAUUCGAAGGAAUACGUUAAAAAAAUUGUCGAAUUAACCGAGGAUAUUUCACACGCUACAAUUCCCUGUUGGCGAAAGGAUGAGAUGCGAGAUAUGUUGAAGUCAUUAAAAAAAUCAUUGGAUGAUAAGGAGCGUGCAACGAAAGCAGCCGUUGCAAAUUCAGUUGUCGAACUUGUUGAACAACUUGUAAAAUUGAAUAUUGGAACGCCUGUCAUAGUGGAAAUUUUACAAGCAUACGAUAAUACGAAGGCACUAGAUUCUGCUUUGAAAAAAGUAAAGACUUUAUCUCCGGAGACAAGUGCUUUAUUCUUGAGUGUCGAUACCGAUAAGAAGAAAAUUUUUGCACUCAGUGCCGUUCCUAAGAGCGCUGUCAGUAAAGGAUUAAAGGCAAAUGAAUGGAUUCAGUCAAUAACGUCAAUUAUGAACGGAAAAGGUGGUGGAAAACCGGAAUCAGCACAAGCUUCGGGAUCAAAUAUUUCCGGACUAAACGAAGCGUUAAAAGUAGCGAAAGAAUACGCUUUCUCGAAACUUGACAUGAAACCCGCAGCUUCGUUGGGAAAUUUAACUUUGUCACAAAAUACAAUAGCUGUUUGUGAAAUACCGGGACCAAUUUUAUACGCAAAUAACAAUAGUUGUGAAUGCUAUCGCGUUCAAAUGACGGCAAAAUAUUGUGAAAAAUAUCUACAAGUCAAUUAUUUCGACGAUUCAGAUAAAAAUUUGCCAAUUACAUUAAUUGAUGGUAAUGUAAAAAUUACCACCAGCAAUGCAAUUUGUUUUUAUUUAUCAAAUGAGAAAUUCAAGGGUGAUAAUAUUUUUGCACAAAGUGAAAUUUUACAAUGGAUGAUGUUUGUUGAUAAUUAUAUUCGACCGUACGUGACCAGUUGGAUUCUAUCGACAUUGGGUGUGAAAAAAUUAUCCAAGGAUUGUAUUAAAUUGGCAAAAGAUGAUUCAUUGAAUUUUAUGGAAUCAUUGAAUAAAAACCUUGUUACGAAAACAUUUUUUGUCGGCGAACGAAUAACACUUGCCGAUAUUACAAUUUUCACUGCACUAAUGCCAUUGUUUGAAAAUUGUUUUGAUUUGCGAAUGAGAAAAAAUUAUGAAAAUGUUUCUCGAUGGUUUUGCACACUAUUAGAGCAAGAGAAUAUUAAGGAAAUUGUUGGUAAUUUCACAAUGUGCGAGAAGGCAAUGAAAUAAAAUUUGCGAGAAUUUUUUUUAGAAAUGCUUUUUGGUAUUUUUUAUUUAAAAUAAAAUGUCUUACUUACUAAAUAA